AUGGCGUGGGUGAAAUCCGGUAUGCAGGCGCUGAUACCUGCCAGUCAGCAGGGUUCCGGAGUGGAUGCAUUUACACAACUCGGCACCAAUGUCGGUUUCGACUUGCCCCAAAUUGCCGUCGUUGGUGGCCAGAGUGCCGACGGCCAUUACCCACAAUUGAUACAAGAUCGCAAUGAAUAUGCCGAAUUUCUGCACAAGAGAAGGGACACAUACAGAUCGUGUGACCAGGUGAACAAGGGGAUCUCACCGAUGACGGUACAUCUCCGAGUCCACUCACCAAAUGUCCUAAUUUUGACGUUGAUCGACUUGCCUGGAUUGACCAAGGUGCCCGUCGGUGACCAACCAGCGGAUAUCGAGCAACAGAUCCCG
This is a messenger RNA of Mesorhabditis spiculigera, 369 nucleotides long. Lineage: Eukaryota; Metazoa; Nematoda; Chromadorea; Rhabditida; Rhabditidae. The record is from the annotation of a GenBank genome assembly.